Drosophila navojoa is the source of this 712-nucleotide messenger RNA. RefSeq lists its product as uncharacterized. Lineage: Eukaryota; Metazoa; Arthropoda; Insecta; Diptera; Drosophilidae. The record is from RefSeq and is a predicted model, not a curated record.
AUGACUCGUCCAUUGCAAUUGGUGCUAAAUGCAAUAGUUCUGCUGUCCGUGAGUCGUGCGGCCAUAGCUGAGGCACAGCUGGUUGCUGAGCCAGGUGGCAAUGCCACAAGAGCCGUGACAAGGUUACUCAGUCGCCAGAAGCGAUAUCUGGCAUUUCCGGAGGGCUCUUCGGUUUCGGCGGCGAUUUGCCUAACCAUUGGCAUGAUUGGCAAUCCCGAUGUGGACUAUCUCAGCUGGGCCGUCAACUGGGGCGUUGCGUACGACCUGCCCAAUCAUAAUUGGGUUAUACAGAAUGCCCAUGGCUUCACCAAUCUCACCAAGCCCAUGCUGCAGCGACGCUCGAGGCGCAGUUUCUACGACGAAAUUCAGUCCGCAUUCGAUCACAUGGGCUUCAAUGGACGCGCUUGUGUGGCUCGUGCUCUGUGCGAGAGCGCCAAGUACCUGCAUGCUCCCGGCCAGCGUGGCAACAUGCUGGAGGAGCUGGUCCACGCCGUGCUUAGCAUGCCCGCGUCGCCAGUGAUGGACCAUGAGCCGCGGGCGCAUCACCACUACGACCGCAUCUACAGGCGCUCCAAGCGACAGCCGCGCGACUGCAACGAACUCUAUCCGGGCUGUCACUUUUCGCUGCUGGCCCUGGCUCUGGGUAAAUAUGUGGCAGCUCCAGCGCAGCUUACCAAGUUCAAUUUUAUGUGAAGAACAAAAAUAAACGUGA